CGUCAGUUCACUGCCUUUUCUCCCAUUUCUUUUGUAACUACGCUUUAUAAACGACAUCGUUUUUAAGGGGAACGAUCGCCAUCUUCCCGUGUUUUACCUGGAACUGGCAGCGUUUUCCGAGUCAGAGUUUCCCUCACAAGUCGAAUCGAGUGUUUCUCACGUCAAGCGAUCUCGCCUUUGGCAAAUGUUGCCUGCAGGUUAAUUAGCAUUUAGUUUAGAGAAGCAGAAUGGCUGCUGGUAGAAUUGCUCAUGCCACCUUGAAAGGGCCAAGUGUUGUCAAGGAGAUCUGUAUGGGUAUUGCACUUGGCUUGGCUGCUGGUGGUCUUUGGAAGAUGCAUCACUGGAAUGAGCAGAGGAAGGCGAGAGCGUUCUAUGACUUGCUAGAAAAAGGCGAAAUAAGUGAUGUUAAGUAUCCCGAUCUUUGAUGUCACCUUGUUUGGCUAUUAAGUUGAGCAUACUCAGUUUGAACAUUUGAAGAAUAAAUAUUUUGUUUUAAGAUGUGGAGCACAUAUUUGUUUUAACAAAUAAAUGAAGUUUGAUUAUUCACUUA
Hevea brasiliensis (rubber tree) is the source of this 550-nucleotide messenger RNA. Its product is annotated as cytochrome c oxidase subunit 5C. The transcript has 3 exons. The record is from RefSeq and is a predicted model, not a curated record. The coding region runs from base 228 to 425 and encodes 65 amino acids. Lineage: Eukaryota; Viridiplantae; Streptophyta; Magnoliopsida; Malpighiales; Euphorbiaceae.